AUGACAGACGCCCUCGACGCAGAGACACCUCUGAACCCUUCAGAGCUCAGCGUCCUGCGCGCCCAGUUCGAGAAGGAAGGCGAAAUGGUCGGCGUCCAGACCAAAUUCAACUACGCCUGGGGCCUCGUCAAGUCAAACAACCGCAACGACCAGCAACUCGGCGUCCGCCUCCUCUCCGACAUCUUCCGCGUCUCCCCCGAGCGCCGCCGCGAAUGCCUCUACUACCUCGCCCUCGGCAACUACAAGCUCGGCAACUACGGCGAGGCCCGCCGCUACAACGACCUCCUCCUCGAGAAGGAGCCCGCCAACCUCCAGGCCACCGACCUGCGCCAGCUCAUCGACGACAAGGUCGCCAAGGAGGGCCUCUUGGGCGUCGCCAUUGUUAGCGGCAUCGGCAUCGCCGCCGGUGUCGUCGGCGCCUUUUUGCUACGGAAUGCGAAACGGAGGUGA
Trichoderma aggressivum f. europaeum is the source of this 450-nucleotide messenger RNA. RefSeq lists its product as uncharacterized. Gene Ontology annotation, cellular component: peroxisomal membrane; mitochondrial outer membrane. The record is from RefSeq and is a predicted model, not a curated record. The coding region runs from base 1 to 450 and encodes 149 amino acids. Gene Ontology annotation, biological process: autophagy of mitochondrion; mitochondrial fission; peroxisome fission. The transcript is spliced from 3 exons. Gene Ontology annotation, molecular function: protein binding. NCBI's taxonomy places the organism in Eukaryota, Fungi, Ascomycota, Sordariomycetes, Hypocreales, Hypocreaceae.